CAGCUAGACAUUAGUAAGCAUGUUGGGUUCCUCGGUUCUUGUUUUAAUAUGCAUCCUGCUCGUCUUCCUCCUCAUCCGUAUCCAGAGGCCAAAAAAUUUUCCUCCAGGACCUUCUCCUCUUCCAAUAUUUGGAAAUCUGCUUCACUUCAACCUCGCAAAUCCUUUGAAGGACUUUGAAAGAUUUGCAGAAAAAUAUGGGAACAUUUUCAGCCUGUACACUGGAUCGAGGCCAGCAGUUUUUCUGAACAGUUUUGCGGUUAUUAAGGAAGCUCUGGUUAACAAAGCUCAAGACUUUUCAGGUCGACCUCAAGACUUCAUGAUCAGUCAUCUCACAGAGUGUAAAGGUGUUGUGUUGGCUGACUAUGGACCCCUUUGGAAGGAUCAUCGACGUUUUGCUCUCAUGACCCUGAGAAAUUUUGGUCUGGGAAAGCAGUCCAUGGAGGAGAGAAUUCUGGGGGAAAUUUCACACGUUGUUUGUUACCUUGACAAAAACAUUGGGAAAACAGUGGAUCCUCAGGUCAUGUUCCACAAUGUUGCUUCCAAUGUUAUCAGUCUGGUUCUGUUUGGACGCCGUUUUGAUUACAACAGUGAAACCCUUCAGUGCUACAUUCAGCUCAUUACCGAGAUUUCAAAGAUCCUCAAUGGACCCUGGAACAUGAUAUAUGACACACUUCCCUUUUUGAGAAUCCUGCCCCUGCCUUUUAAAAAAGGAUUUGAUCAUGUGAAGGUAUUAAAAGGUAUGAAUUUGAAGCUGAUUGACGAACACAAGAGCACAAGAGUCCCUGGAAAGCCGAGAGACUUCAUUGACUGCUAUCUGGAUGAGCUUGAUAAGAGAAAAAAUGAGGUUUCCACCUUUUCCGAAGACCAGCUCCUCAUGUACAUUCUGGAUCUGUACUUUGCCGGGACCGACACCACUUCUAACACCCUCCUCACUGCUUUCCUCUACCUCAUGAACCACCCAGAGGUGCAAGUAAAAUGUCAGCAAGAGAUUGAUGAUGUUCUGGAGGGUAAAGAUCAGGUGUCGUAUGAAGACCGAGACAAUAUGCCGUACACACUGGCUGUGAUUCACGAGGUUCAGCGUGUCGCUAACACUGUACCGCUAAGUGUGUUUCACUGCACUACACGAGACACAGAGCUAAUGGGCUACAGCAUCCCAAAGGGAACACUCAUCAUUCCCAACCUCACUAUUGUUCUAAAAGAAGAAGGUCAGUGGAAGUUUCCUCAUGAGUUCAACCCAGCAAACUUCUUGAAUGAGCAGGGCCAGUUUGAGAAGCCUGAAGCCUUCAUACCCUUCUCCACAGGU
Molecule: messenger RNA, 1303 nt
Organism: Danio rerio (zebrafish)
Lineage: Eukaryota; Metazoa; Chordata; Actinopteri; Cypriniformes; Danionidae
Source: RefSeq